Talaromyces atroroseus is the source of this 1362-nucleotide messenger RNA. RefSeq lists its product as hypothetical. Bases 1 to 1362 code for a protein of 453 amino acids. The transcript is spliced from 3 exons. The record is from RefSeq and is a predicted model, not a curated record. Gene Ontology annotation, biological process: activation of GTPase activity; negative regulation of septation initiation signaling. Gene Ontology annotation, cellular component: mitotic spindle pole body. NCBI's taxonomy places the organism in Eukaryota, Fungi, Ascomycota, Eurotiomycetes, Eurotiales, Trichocomaceae. Gene Ontology annotation, molecular function: GTPase activator activity.
AUGUCGCCUAACAGCAGCUCUUCGCUGGUGAACACGAAGCUGCCGUUUGUACCUCCCCCAGCCUCCCCUCAGUCGCCUCGCCGCCUCCGCAAGUACCAGUCGCAUCAAAGCUUGACAUCAACGUCGUAUUCGAGUUUCGGGCAGCCAUUGUCCUCGGCCGUGGGACUGAAUGGAAACAAUAGUCGCCAGCGCGAUGCCGCUAGCAAUGGCACGACACAAGACCUUCAAGCGGAGGUGACAAUACGAACCCGCGGACGAGCAAGAUCAAAUAGCGAGUCUGGCUCAAGUAACGUCGUGUCCCUGGUGACAGCAACAGCAAAGACAAGACGGCCGGCUAGGAAGACGGACUCGUCGGGCUAUUUCAUCAAGCGGUCGGGUUUAGACGCCCUGCUGCGUGACGGGCCAGCAGAUGGGAGGCUGCUGGAGACCUUGCAGGAGCUGAGAUUGAUGGUCUUGUCAAAUCGAGUAGAUGCAGACUCUGAUGGCAUGUCAACAUAUCGAAUAUACCUGUGGCUAGCUCUUCUUGGUGUCCCUCCACUACCGACGGAUGAAUAUCUUGAGCUUGUUCAUCGAGGAAGAUCGCCUGCAUAUACAAAAAUACGAAACGACACGUUCAGAACAUUAGCAACCGAUCCUCUAUUUAAACGCCGAGUUACUGAGGCAAGCCUGAUCCGUUUGUUGAAUGCAGUUGCAUGGAAAUUGCAUGACGCCCAACAACAAAAUGUUAAACAACCAUCAUCCCGGCCAUCUUCAAGGAGGAAGGAACUUCUUGAGCUUGCUAUAGAUAGCCCGCCAACUAUCAAAGAAGAGCCCGAGAGCGAGUCAGCACCACCUAUAAAACCAGCGAUCUAUGUGCAGGGCAUGAAUGUUCUUUGCGCUCCGUUUCUCUAUGCAGCUCGCAGUGAGGUAGAGGCGUUCGCGCUAUUCCAUUAUUUCGUGACCAAAGAGUGUCCCGGGUAUGUGCGAGGCGCAAUGGACGGGGUUCACAAGGGGCUUCGUCUAGUUGACCGGUGUUUGGAGAUUGUCGACCCUAAGCUUGCGACCUACCUUUUCUCAAAAGGAAUGAAUGCAGAGCUAUAUGCGUUCCCGUCUGUUUUGACUCUAUGCGCCUGCACUCCUCCCCUGCCGGAGGUGCUUCAUCUGUGGGAUUUUCUGUUUGCUUACGGGCCCCAUCUGAAUAUUCUGUGCAUAGUGGCACAGCUCAAUCGAAUGCGAGAUGCAAUCUUGCAGAGUGAGAGCCCCAACAAACUAUUACGAUCAUUCCCGCCACUCGAAGCAGACAAGGUCAUAAGUCUGACAGUGUCUUUCGUACGAAAGAUACCUGAUGAUUUAUAUGACGAUCUCGUCGAUCACGCCAAAUGA